AUGUAUUUAUGUAUAACUGUACCUACCUCGAGUCCAACAAAAACUCAUCUAGCUUAUGGAUACCUACUACUAGAGUGCCUUGAUACUGUACUUCACAUACCAUCACCCUGCCAAAACAUGAGUUGUGACCUGCAACACAUGGACAUAGUGUUAUUAUACUAUCUUGAACCAAAAAUGUAAAAUUUCAGUAGUUAUCAAUACUUCAGUUUUGUUUAGUUACUGAAUUAUAGUACAUAUUAUAGUCUGUAGAUAAUAAUUUAAAUUUUAAAUUGUAGAAGUCCUAGAACUUUAUUUGUUUACCAUUAAAAUGUAUAAUAAUAUGUAUGUAAAUAGACUAUAGUAUUCAAUAGUUUUUUUUAAAAAGUAUAAAAUAAAUAACUUGUUUUUACUUAAUUGACAUUUGUAUUUUAUAGACUUUCAGUUUUUGUACAAAAAUUGAUAAACUCACUGAUAAUUGAUUUGAUACUAAUGUAUGAAGCAUAUUACGUGGAUGAUCAGGUAAAACUAUAAUAUAUAUUUAGUAAUUAAAAAUAUGAGUGACAUUUCUUAUUAGUGAUGAGAUGUUAUGGUUAAAGCAAGUACUUAGUAUUUGUUUUAAUCCUAGGUGAAAAUCAAUAAUCUGGUGAAAACCAUUUUUUUUCUUAAUUAAUUAGUAGCGAGUAGAGAUAUAUACAAGUAUAUAGUAACAUUAACAAUUGUUUCAGAUAAAUAUAAGAAGAAACAGAAUAUAUAUACAACAAUAA
Molecule: messenger RNA, 743 nt
Organism: Cinara cedri
Lineage: Eukaryota; Metazoa; Arthropoda; Insecta; Hemiptera; Aphididae
Source: the annotation of a GenBank genome assembly